Messenger RNA from Meloidogyne enterolobii, 795 nucleotides. The record is from the annotation of a GenBank genome assembly. NCBI's taxonomy places the organism in Eukaryota, Metazoa, Nematoda, Chromadorea, Rhabditida, Meloidogynidae.
CGUAAAGAAUUAAAGAAAAACAAAAAACGACAUUUAGACAAAGAAUCAGGAAUCGGCAGAGGAAUUGAUUUUCAUUUAGUCCCAAAUGUUAUAAAUUUUGAUUUUCCUUUAUCUACUGAUAUGUAUGUGCACAGAGUUGGAAGAACUGCUAGAGGAUUUAACAAAGGAACAGCAAUUUCUUUUUGUUUGUUAUCAGAACAAGCAUUGUUUGAACAAAUUAGACAAGAAGUUAAUGAAAGAAUGGGACAACCCGUUCUUCGCCCUUAUCAAGUCCGUAUGCAGGAUUUUGAAGGAUUUCAAUUAAGAGCUAGAGAAGUUUUAGCUGCUUGUACACGGGCUGUUAUUAGAGAGACAAGAAUGGCAGAAAUUCGAGAUGAAUUACUCAAAUCAAAACGUUUAGACGCUUAUUUUGAAAAAAAUCCUCGUGAAAGAUUAGCCUUUGAACAAGAUAAAAAACAAUAUAAAUUGAAAAUACAUAGCCCAGCAAUAGCAGAUGUUCCCGAUUAUUUAGUUCCUAAAGCUUUGAGAGGUCAAAAAUUCUCUGAAACAUAUAAAUCACCAAAUAUAGUAAAUAAUAAUAGAAGAAAAAGGAAAAGAUCGGGAAAACAAUUUUUUGUUGAAAAUGAAGAAGGAAAAAAUAAUGAAAAUGGGGAAAAUCAAAAAAGAAGAAAAUUUAAUAAACAAAAAAAUGAAAAGAAUUUUGCUAAAAGAAAUUUUCAAAAGAAGAUGGCUGAUCCGUUACAGAGUUUUAAAAUUUGAGAAAAAAAUAUUGUUUUUAAAUUAUUUUGUUAUUUU